AGUUGGUCAGGACUUCUGACCGUGCUGCUUUUCCCUUUCCCACCCAUCCUUCUUCUUUCUCUCUCUUUUUUCCUUUUCUUAUCUUUUUCUUCUUCUUCUUCUCUUCUUCCCUGCUCUGCACGAUCCUGACCCGAGCCUUCAAAUCGAACCCCUGCAUGCAUACACUGCUCCAACCUGCACCGUCCUCCGCACACGCCAACGGCUUCCGUACACGCCAACUCUCUCUCUCUCUAUCUCUCAAUUGGAGAAAACCCGCAGCUCGGGUUCUUCUUCAGGGGGCUCGUCCACAGACACAAAAAAAACCCUCAGCUCGGACGCUCGUUUUCACCCUCAGCUCCAACACACUCUCUCGGGAACUCACGGCCCUUAGCUCCGACUCUCUCGGUCCUCACACACGCCAACCCUCUCUCUCUCCCUCUCGGCUUUUAUUCGAAAAAAGAAACCCGUAGCUCGACUUCGGGAGGACUCGAACUCCCGGAUUCCCUCAGCUCCCCGAUGCCAUGACCCUGCGACUCGUCCCCAAUGCCCACAGCUUGCUCUUGGAUUCUGCUCCCCCAGCUGGCACCCAAAGUUCCUUGAGCUCGCGGCCCCGUUAACUCCAUCAACUCACCUCUUCUCCUCGGUUCCCUUUCGACACUAAUCGGGUCGGUUUUCAUUUUUUUUGGGUCGUACAGGGAACGCCCAUGAGCGGCCAGCCCAUUCGUGCGCCCAGCCACCCAGCCCGUGCGCGUCCAGUAGCUCGGCCCGCGGCUAGCAACCCAAUCGUGUCCAGUAGAGGCCCAAUUCGGUUAAGGGGCAGUCCAGUCCAGCCCAGUGGCCCAACUCGGCCCAGCAGCCCACUCGACCCAGUCUGGAUCUCAAAGGCCUAGUUUGGCCUAGUCUAGCCCAGUCCGGCCCAAUCCUCCCAGCAGCCCAACUCGUCCAGAACCUCCCUUAUUUACAGAACUGCCCCCGUUCUUCUCUAACUAGUUAAUGCUAUCCAUGGCAUCAAACAAGGGUACAGCUUGGACAGACACAACUGGCAGGGCGACCCUUGUGUUCCGAAAGAUUACAAAUGGGAUGGAUUGAGUUGUAGAUAUAUCGGUCCUCCAAGAAUCAUUUUAUUCAACUUAAGCUUCAGCAAUUUAAGUGGAACCAUAGGUGAUUGGUUCUCCGGCUUUUCGGCUUUGGAAUCCUUGCAGGAAGAACAGCAGAGGCCUAAAACAUGAAAAUUGAAAAUUGGUACUCAAAAUGUGCAACGCCGGGCCUUUGCAGACAUGGUGAAUUUCUUGCUUGGAGUUUUAGGGCUGGAUUACUUGCACAAUGGCUGCAAACCCCCUAUCAUCCAUAGAGAUUUGAAACAUCCCAAUAUUUUGUUGAAUGAGAAAAUGCAAGCUAAAAUUGCUGACUUUGGGCUAUCGAGAGCGUUUGCAUCGGAAAGCAACUCUUAUAUUUCAACCCGUCCUGCCGGCACUCCUGGCUACCUUGACCCUGAGUUUCAGAUCUGUGGAAAUUUUAGCCGAAGAAGCGAUGUAUAUAGUUUUGGAGUCAUUCUUUUGGAACUUAUCACGGGGCAACCCGCAAUUAUGAGAGUACCUGAGGGCAUCAUUCUCAUAAUCCAGUGGGUGACUCUUUUCAUCGAGGCAGGAGACAUACAGAGCAGCAUAGAUCCCCGGUUAGAUGGGAAGCUCGAAUCCAACUCUGCAUGGAAAUUGGUGGAAACAGCUAUGGAAUGUGUCCGGGCAGCUGCUAUACAGAGGCCUGACAUAAGUCAGGUGUUACUUGAACUAAAGGAAUGUUGGGCUAUGGAGACGACAGCAUUCGGGAGAAGAUUGGGCGACUCUUUUGAGAUGACGCCAGCGGUACUGGACUCCGAUUCUAGUCCUUCUGCAAGAUAGCUGGUCCAGGCUGUGUGGAGAUUAAUAUUUCAGUUCAAGAAUUUAGAGUUUGCUCUGCUUUUACCUUCAGUUCACCUUUGUUGGUUUUAAUCGUGAAUGUCAUCUCUAUGGCUGAAGACAUUCCUUAAGUUCCCGUCAGCAUAUUCAUGAUUAACCUGACACCGCCUCUGAAUUGGGCAUUA
Molecule: messenger RNA, 2059 nt
Organism: Punica granatum (pomegranate)
Lineage: Eukaryota; Viridiplantae; Streptophyta; Magnoliopsida; Myrtales; Lythraceae
Source: RefSeq, a predicted model, not a curated record